This is a messenger RNA of Moneuplotes crassus, 1118 nucleotides long. NCBI's taxonomy places the organism in Eukaryota, Ciliophora, Spirotrichea, Euplotida, Euplotidae. The record is from the annotation of a GenBank genome assembly.
CUCUUAUGGAGACUACCCAGACUUCUGAAAGUAUUACGCAGAACUUGGAGAAGCCCUCUCCCAAGUUCAUCGAAGAGUUUAAGGAGUACAUCUUCAAUCUCCAAGACGAGAUCGUUGCUGGACUACAAGAGCAUGAAGAGAAAAAAUUCGUCAAAAAUCCAUGGGAAAAAGAUCUAGAACAUAAUAAGGGUAAUGGGUCGGCAUGUAUUGUGGAGAACGGAACUACAUAUGAGAAAGCUGGUGUCAACGUCUCUCAACUGACUAUCAAGAUCACUCCAGGAAUUUACAAGACCAUGAGUGAUCAAAACCAUAUGAGAACUAUUAGUGCUGAUAGUCUAGAUAAUUACCAAAUGUUUGCUUGUGGAUUAAGUCUUGUUAUUCAUCCUCUGAAUCCUUUCGUACCAACAGUACAUGCCAACUAUAGGGUACUGAUAAUCAUUCAUAAAGAGACAAGCGAGAUCGAAGACUGGUGGUUUGGUGGAGGAUGAGAUCUUACUCCAAUCUACCUCAAUGUCUCAGAUGCUAUUCAUUUUCACAAGGUUCUUAAGGAAGCUUGCGAUAAGCACGAUGAGACUUACUACCAAAAAUACAAAGAUAUCUGAGACAAAUACUUUUAUAUCCCUUACAGGAAGGAAUCUAGAGGAAUCGGAGGAAUUUUCUUCGAGAACCUCAACGACAAACCAUUUAGAGAAAUCUUUGAAUUUGCUAAAGAAUGCGGAAACUCUUUUGUAGAAUCAUAUUGCCCAAUUGUAGCAAGGAGGAAGAACACCCCUUACACAGAGGAUCAUGAAGAUUUCAGGAAAUGGAGAAGAUCCAGAUAUGCAGAGUUCAAUCUUGUUUUCGAUAGAGGUACAAAAUUUGGUCUGCAUACACCAAAUGCUAACAUUGAGAACAUCUUGAUGUCUCUCCCAAUGUCUUGCUCAUGGAAAUACAACUAUAAACCUAAAAAUAAAGAGGAAGAAAAAAUUCUAGAUGUUUUACAAAAUCCUAAAGACUGGGUGAAUCAUCCCACCAACGUAUUAAGCAAGAGUUUCUCGAGAUCAAGGUCUACCAUUCUGUCUUAUCCAUUAGUCCAAUUCUCAAAAGAGGAAGAGAACCCAGACAAAGAUUCAUCUUAG